AUAAUAGAACCUAAGGUAGCUCACUCGGCAGUUGUAAAACUCAAAUCUGCGCCAGCUCACUCGGAAUCUACGCCUUACUCAGCAGUUGUAAAACUCAACUCUACGGAAGGGAAUAAAACAGCUACGACUGAACAUGUUGAUCUCAACGAAAAUCCGAUAAUUUAUAAAGUUAGAUUACAAUCAGACAAUAAUAGAACUCGUAUUUUAUACUUGGUUUACGAAGAUAAUCUUAAUUUACUUAAAAAAAUGAUUAAAUGGAGAAAAGAUAAUGAUUCAAAAUCAAUGGAAGAUGCAAUCGAUGAAUUUGGUGAUUCGGAAUCAAUGGCAGAUGCAAUCGAUAAGUUUGGUGAGAAAAAUGAUAGACGAAACGUUUGUGAUGCUCUUGCUCGAAUUAUAUAUGAUCAGAAAUUUCCAGAUUUCAUCUUCAAAUUUGAUUCGGAACAUGAGUCUACAGAUGAUAUCGAUACGGAUCAUGUAGAUACAAAAAGUUCUCGUCGAAAAUUUGAGUUGCUGCUCUUGUUAUCAGACUUAUUUGUCGAACAUGAGAUUGACUCCACUAAAAAUGUUACAUAUGUUAAAAUCUGGACACCUUUUAUGGCACUAUGUGAAGCUGCAGAAGAAGUACGUAUAAAAAAGGAAUUGGAUUUAAGAAUAGAUCACAGUGAAAUCACGGAAAGUCAAGAAAACAGCAAUGGAACUAACAAAAAACCACGAUUCUUUAAUAAAAUUUAUCAGUUUUUGUAUCGGAAGAUAUCACCAUAUUUUGUUUAUAAAGUAAACCUUGAAAAAAAAUUAUCUUUCUUCCAAAUGGAUCAAUUGAAAAAAUACAAAGGUGCAUAUGGAUAUAAACGGUAUAGCGAUAUUGCUUUACAUUUUUGGAGCAGCUCAAACCGCAGUUUAUUGACAUACCAUCGCAUAAUCGAUGCAAAUCAACUUAAACCUAAAUUAGACAAUCAAAUAGUAGAACAAACAGUACGUCUGAGAUCCUUAGGAUUUAAGCAGUUAAUAGAAAAAAGAGUAUAUACUGCUUUUUAUCCUCUACAUGAUGGGGAAAUAGAUGAUCGGGAAUUCAGAAAUCCAGAAAAAUCAUAUAAUAAGAAACUAGAAAAUCUAAGAUCAAUACUUUAUGAAAGCUGGAUUAAAAGUAGAAAAAGACAACCUCUAAGUGAAAUCAGAGAAUAUUUGGGUGAAAAAUUAGCAAUAUAUUUCGCAUGGCUUGGUCUAUAUGCCUCAUGGUUGUUUGUUGCAUCUAUUUUUGGAAUUAUCACCAUUAUUUAUGGUAUUAUCGACUACGCAACAAUUGAUAACGAUAACAAUGUCACAAUUGUAAGAAUUUGGGAUAAUGCAUUUACUAUUGUAUUUGCUCUCUUUAUGUCCAUUUGGGCAACUUGUUUUUUGGAAUCAUGGAAACGUUAUAAUGCUGCACUUGCUCAUGACUGGGGUGUUAGCCAUUUUAAAGAAACUGAACAAUCUCGUCCAGGUUUUCAUGGAACUGAAACUCGACAAUCGCAAGUAACAAACAAGCAAGAAAUAAUUUUUCCACUAAAUAAAAGAUUGCAACGUUACUUCCUUUCGAUAACACUUACUAUUACAUCGAUGCUUAUAGUAAUUGCGACAAUCGGUUCUCUCUUGUUAUUUUCAAAAAAGUGGUUUUACUAUGGUCCCAUUUGGAGUAGCGUUAUAUCAAGCACUAUCAAUUUGGGAGUAGUCCAUACCCUAAGUCUGUUCUACAAAACGCUAGCUAGAAAACUUACUGAACUUGAGAAUCUUAAAACUGAGACAAGCUUUGAAGAUUCUCACAUUUUAAAAGUUUAUCUUUUCGAUUUCAUCAACUUUUAUGCUGCACUUUUUUACAUUUUAAUGCUCAAGGAUCUGGGUCCCAAAAUAUUUCCUGGCGAACGUGGUUUUGAAGGAUGUGAAGGUGGUAAUUGCAUGACAGAACUUACCAUACAACUCGCUAUUAUUCUUAUUGGUAAACAAGCUAUAGGACAGUUGCAAGAACUUGGAUUACCGUUACUUAAGAAAAAAUUGGAUGCGUUUAAGAAUAAAUUUAUCGCAUUUAUACUCUGUAAGAACAAAACUUCUAAAAAAGAACCGGAUGAAGAAAUCGAAGUCGAUAAGGAGUUAGCUUCUAUCAAAGUCUUGAAGGAAUCAACUUUGUAUCCAUGGAUUAUAGAUGAUGAUUUAUUGCCAACCGAAAAUGACGAUCUCAGAGAAGAAUAUGAGGAAAUGACUGUUCAAUUUGGCUUUAUCGCUCUUUUUGCUACUGCUUUUCCUUUAGCACCGUUGUGUGCUUGGUUUAAUAAUUACUUAGAGAUUCGAACAGAUGGUUAUAAGUACAUUAAGCAAAAAAGACGACCAAUCAGCUCAUUUACACAAACUAUUGGAAUGUGGGAUAAUAUCAUUUAUGUGAUUUCAAUUUUAGCUGUGCUCACUAAUGCUGCAAUUUUAGCUUUUCAUUCAAGUUAUAUGAAAAAGAAAUUUGAAGAAAUUGUCGGAGAAGAUGGGUCUUUGCUUAGUGCUCGUUUAGUAUUCAUUUUAGCAUUUGAGAAUUUUGUUCUGUUCGUCAAAUUUCUAGUUGCAUAUUUUAUACCAGAUGUGCCAAAUUCUCUAAAAGUGGCGAUAAAACGUCAUGAGUAUUUAGAAAGAGUUGCCAUCGCAAAGAAAGAUCUCGCUUCCGAUGAGUACUUUGAGGACAAAGAACACAAACGAUCGGCUAAUUUGACCGAACUUCUAAAAAUUGCUACAAAUUGUAUAAACGAUUACAAG
Molecule: messenger RNA, 2769 nt
Organism: Ambispora gerdemannii
Lineage: Eukaryota; Fungi; Glomeromycota; Glomeromycetes; Archaeosporales; Ambisporaceae
Source: the annotation of a GenBank genome assembly